Messenger RNA from Pungitius pungitius (ninespine stickleback), 3370 nucleotides. It is a transcript of the gene rnf182, whose product is annotated as ring finger protein 182. Gene Ontology annotation, molecular function: ubiquitin-protein transferase activity. The transcript has a single exon. Gene Ontology annotation, cellular component: cytoplasm. The coding region runs from base 1839 to 2636 and encodes 265 amino acids. Lineage: Eukaryota; Metazoa; Chordata; Actinopteri; Perciformes; Gasterosteidae. Gene Ontology annotation, biological process: protein ubiquitination. The record is from RefSeq and is a predicted model, not a curated record.
GAGUUGAGCCGGCGGAGGUGUGACCGUGCUUCCGGUGGUGGGGGCUUUCAAAAUAACAUCUUCAGCAGACGUUCCCUUUGGUAUCAUUAUGGCGUUCAAGAUGUCCACAUGAGCGGGAGGUUGAUGGUCUAAACUCAAAAAGUAUAUGUAUUUGCCCUUUGGGGUUAACCUUUUCAUCUGAAAGUAAAUGUUGAAUUUGUGUUUUACCGCUUGCACUACUGUAAUUACACAAUUUCUAUUGUUAUGCCUUUUUAUUGUGAAAGUCCACUUCCUCCCAGUUUAUUCACUUCCAGACGUCAGCUGCUGCUUGUUUUGUUUUGGUUUGAGUUGACGUCAUGUUCGUGUGUGUGUGUUUGUGCUGUAAAGCCUCCUGUUAUAUAAGGAAUCAGGAAUCACUAAACGUUUACAUGCGAUGUGUAAAUUAUGAAAGACAAACACAAGGAUGUAAAUGGAUAACACACACACACACACACACACACACACACACAUCAGAAACGGUGUCCGUCCGUUCAAAGGGGAAGUGCAUUAGAGGUUGUUGUAUUGCCUCCUAGUGGACAAAUAAUGAUCAACAGGAGCUUUAAAGAGGCCUUAAAUCCUGCGAAAUGCAUCAUUGUUAAUAGUCAUUUUCUCAUAGACGUCUAUGGGAGCAGAGGUGUCGCCCCCUGUUGGUCACUACACAGAAUGCUCUACUCUAAUCUAUUCCUGCAUGUUGGCAGGAACAUCCAUUAUUUUUUAAUGUAAAAUACAAUGAAGUAUCCUGAAAAGGUAAUGUUUGAAAUUGAUAUUGACUUGUAAAUGGUAAGAAUAAAAUGGACAUUUUUAAAAUGUUACCAUGACUUUCAUAUUUUUACGUAAUCUCGUGAAACUUUAUCAAAAUGUGGACCAAACUUUCAGCAGGACUCAAGUACGAAAUGAUUACAUCAUGAUGGUUUAAGGUCAGCAUGACCUCACUCACCUCAAACCUUUAAAAACCCUUUUGGAAUCCUCAUUCGAUUGUGUUCACAUGGAUGACGUGAAAAACAUUUUCAAGGUUUAUUCACACAUGUUGUUGUAAAUCAUUUAAGAUCAUAAAAUGAAUUCAUAUAUAGAUAUAUGUCUUAUGAAGAGAAAUGUUUGAGAAACAUAUUUAAAACACUGAGGACAUUCUCUCACACACACACACACACACGUACACACUCACACCAUAUCGUGCAGAGACUGGUUGCGGACGCGUGUGUGUGUGUGUGUGUGUGUGUGUGUGUGUGUGUGUGUGUGUGUGCAUGAGCCACUAAUUGGACUGAAUUUCACUGAGCAACAAAAGAUCAUCCUCGAAAAUUCCAGCUCUGGUUUGCACAGGCUUUGCUUUGUUGUCCCUUCGCCUGUUUGUUCUCUUCUAAUGCUGUGUUAACAGUUCUCUCUCUCUCUCUCUCUCUCUCUUUGGUGUCUCUCUCUCUCUCUCUCUUUGGUGUCUCUCUCUCUCUCUCUCUCUCUCUUUGGUGUCUCUCUCUCUCUCUUUGGUGUCUCUCUCUCUCUCUCUUUGGUGUCUUUCUCUCUCACACUUGCCAUGAAAGGCUUUUUUUUGCCCCAAACGAAGCAGCGUUACGCCCCGACUGCACAGAGGGAGACAACCAACAGAGGCCAGAACACACGAGGGCCUUCCCCUCAUUGACUCUAAUCUCUCUCUCUCUCUCUCUGACACACACACACACUGCAGGAGCCCGUUGGACAGCCACAAUGAACCCCAGACCUCCGGUGGAGUGGACCGUUGUCUCCGUCUCCAUCCAUGGGAAACUGAGCCUGGACCGGAGCCUUGGGCUGGCUGCUCCUGUUGAUCCGGAGGCCAGGGGUCAGGGGUCAGGAUGGUGAUCGAGCUGCCGGGCGCCGAGGAGCUCGAGUGUAAGAUCUGCUACAGCGCCUACAACCUGGCCGCUCGCAGGCCCAAGGUGCUGGAGUGCCGCCACCGGCUGUGCGCCAAGUGCCUCGCCAAGAUCCUGGACCUGGGUGAGUCUCCUCCCGACGCCGUGGUGUGCCCGUUCUGCCGCUGCGUCACCGGGCUGCCGGGCCGGGCGGCGAGCGGCCUGCCGGACGACUGCAGCCUGGCGGCGGCGCUGGCGCUCCAAAGCAGGAAUCAGAGGAACCUCCACUUCCGCCAGGAGGCGACCACGGAGCUGCUCCUCAGCCCGGGGCUCCUGAGCUCCCUCAUGGGUGGCAGCCCCCUCACGACAUCCUCCUCCUCCUCCUCCUCCUCCUCCUACUCCUCCUACUCCUCCUCCUCCACCCGGGGCUCCCCAAACUUUGUGGUCAUCACCAUCAUGGAGCCGCCUCCCCCUCCGCUGCUGUUGCCCGGAGACCCCCGCCGCCAGGGGAACCGGGGCUUCCGCUCCUCCAGCCUGGACUCCAUGGCGUCGGUCACGCGGAGGUGGACGGUGUGGAACUGCGCGUCCCUCCUGUGCCAGACGUCGGCCCGGGCGCUGGUGUGGCUGCUGGGCCUGCUGUACUUCAGCUCGCUGCCCAUGGGCGUCUACCUGCUCAUCCUGCAGAGGACCGCCAUCGGGCUGCUGCUGGUGAGCCUGGUCCCCGCCAGCCUGCUGCUGAUCAUGGUCUACGGGUUCUGCCGGUGCGUCUACCACGAGCUGUGGGACUGCGUGCCGCCGUAGCUGGGCCACCGUCGACCGGGGCGAGUGGGCCAGGAUCCACCACCGGGGGGCGCUGCCGCGUGACGGAGCACGUGGUCACGCGCCGACAGCGGCGAGAGAUGCUCCUGUGCGUCACUGGAGAAGAGAGCGGGAACAUUAUCUACUAAUGGAGCUCAGUUUGGGGCUUUUUCUUGUUCUACACGGUUGUGCUCCGUUUAGCCCGAUAGUCCACUAAUUACCCAGUAGAGAUUAAAAAAAGUGUCACAUUUAGCUAAAAACGUUGUAAUCUGCAAGAUGAGGAGUAGGUGACAUUGUAGUGAGAAAGGGGUUUAAGGUAUUAAUAACUGUCUCUGACACCUGUGGAUCGAAUGUGUGUCUGAGCCUCAAAUGCAUUCAAGUCAACUUUUAACAUGAUGAUGUCUUGGUGGGUCUUUGAAUAAAAACAAAGGACGAUUCAAGUAAAACUAAUACCAGUUAAAGUCUGUUAAAAGUGUUUUUUAUUUAAACUUCCUCUUUAUCUAUUUCUUGCUAAGUGGGGUUGACUAGUAGAGGGAAGUAAAUCAUCUUUCCUCGAACAUUUCGUGAUGCAGGUCAUUUGUGCACAAAUUGUAGGAGGCGUAAACAGGUGUGAGAGGAAACCUGAAGGAACCUCCCAUCGCUGUGAGCGGUGGAGAAGGAGGGCGGCACGAGGUCGCUCUACACUGCAGAGCGUUACGUUAUGACUCAUAGCUCAGUCUGUGCAGAGAGGUACAGUC